AUGCAAAGUUUGAUUCGAAGUGCUCUUCGCAGAACUGGUUCGCUGGCGGUGGUUGCCCGUUUUGCCAGUACCCGCCCGUUCGCUCCCGUCUUCAAUUUCGUGGAUCGCUAUGUGGGUCCCCGCGACAACGAGAUCUCCGAGAUGCUGAAGACCAUCGGCUGCACGAGUCUUGACGAUCUGAUCAAUAAGACCAUUCCCAAGGAGAUUAUCACUCACAAGAUGAAGCUCCCCGAGCCCAUUUCCGAGGAGGAGGCCCUGGAGGAGAUUCGAGCGAUCGCCAAGAAGAACAAGAUCGAGAAGAGCUACCUGGGUGAGGGCUACUAUGGCACCUACAUGCCCACCGUGAUUCAGCGCAACGUGUACGAGAACCCGGGCUGGUACACCGGCUACACCCCCUACCAGGCCGAGAUUUCGCAAGGCCGUCUGGAGUGUCUGCUGAACUUCCAGACCAUGAUCUCCAACCUGACGGGCCUGCCGAUCGCCAACUCCUCGCUGCUGGACGAGGCGACGGCUGCCGCCGAGGCGUUCCACAUCGCGCACGAGACCUGCAAGAACCGCAAGAAGUUCUUCGUGAGCGAGGACUGCCACCCCUCCACGAUCGCCGUGGUGCGCGAGCGCGCGAACCUGCUGGGCGCGGAGGUGGUUGUGGGCGACGUGCGCAGCGCGGACUUCUCGUCGAAGGAGUACAGCGGCGUGCUGGUGCAGUACCCCAACACCUACGGAGAGCUGUUCGAUUACAAGACCGUGAGUGACGCCAUCCACGCUAACGGCGGUCUGUUCAUCGCGGACGCCGACCUGCUGGCGCUGACCGUGCUGAAGACGCCGGGCGAGAUCGGCGCGGAUGUCUGCGUGGGCUCGACGCAGCGGUUCGGAAUCCCCAUGGGCUACGGAGGCCCCGCGGCCGGCUACAUGGCCGUGCAGAACAAGCAUCUGCGCAAGAUGCCCGGCCGUAUCAUCGGCGUGACGCUGGACCGCCACGGCAACAAGUGUCUGCGUCUGGCGCUGCAGGCGCGUGAGCAGCACAUCAAGCGCCAGCGCGCGACGUCGAACGUGUGCACGGCGCAGGUGCUGACGGCGAACAUGUCGUGCAUGUACGCGAUGUACCACGGCCCCGAGGGUCUGAAGAAGAUCGCGACGCGCGUGCACAAGAUGGCCAACGCGUUCGAGCUGGCGCUGAAGGAGAACGGGUUCAGCGUGAAGCCGGCGACGUACUUCGACACGAUCACGGUGGACGUGCCCAACGCCGACGAGAUGAUCCAGAAGGCGCACAAGAAGGGCAUUCUGCUGCGCCGCGUGAGCGACAAGCAGGUCUGCGCCAGCUUCGACGAGACCACCUCGGCCACCGACCUGGUCAAGCUGCUCGAGUGCUUCGACGUGAAGGCGGACGCCGCCGACCUGGACGCGCGCUCGUCGGGCGCGAUGCCCGCGGAGUUCCAGCGAACCUCGCCGGUGCUGCCGCACGAGAUCUUCAACAAAUACCACAGCGAGCACCAGAUGACGCGCUACCUGCACAUGCUGGAGACGAAGGAUCUGUCGCUGAACUACUCCAUGAUCACGCUGGGCUCCUGCACGAUGAAGCUGAACGCCACCAGCUCGAUGAUGCCCAUCACCUGGCCCGAGUUCACCAACCUGCACCCCUUCGCGCCGCGCGAGGACGCCAAGGGCUACCAGAAGAUCAUCGACGACAUGGACAAGAUGCUCUCCACCAUCACCGGCUUCCAGAAGAUGUCCUUCCAGCCGCUCUCCGGCGCGCACGGCGAGUUCGCGGGCCUGCUGACCAUCCGCAAGUACCUGGACUCGAUCGGCGAGGCGAAGCGCAAUGUGUGCCUGAUUCCGCGCUCUGCGCACGGCACCAACCCCGCCUCGGCCGCCAUGAACGGCAUGACCGUCGUGGAGGUGAACAACCUGGCGAACGGAGCCAUCGAUCUGCCCGACCUGGAGAAGAAGAUCGCCCAGUACAAGGACACGCUGGCGUGCAUCAUGAUCACCUACCCGUCCACGUACGGUAUCUUCGAUGAGGGCAUCAAGGACAUCGUGAAGAAGGUCCACAACGCGGGCGCGCAGGUCUACAUGGACGGCGCCAACAUGAACGCCCAGGUGGGCCACACCUGCCCCGGCGUGAUCGGCGCGGACGUCUGCCACCUCAACCUGCACAAGACCUUCUCCAUGCCGCACGGAGGCGGCGGCCCGGGUGUCGGCGCCAUCGGCGUGGCCAAGCAUCUGGUCCCGUUCCUGCCCACCAACCCGACGCUCCCCGUGCACAGCGGCGCGGGCAGCAUCGUGUCCGGCGCGCCCUACGGCAACGCCAACCUGCUGCCGAUCACGUGGAUGUACCUGCGCAUGCUGGGCAUCGACGGACUGCGCAAGAACACGGCGUGCGCCAUCCUGAACGCCAACUACAUGGCGGCGCGCCUGAGCAAGGACUACCACGUGAUGUUCCGCGGCAAGCAGGGAAUGUGCGGCCACGAGUUCAUCCUGGACGUGAAGCCGUUCGAGCCGUACGGCAUCACGGAGAACGAGAUCGCCAAGCAUCUGAUGGACUACGGAUUCCACGCGCCGACGAUGUCGUUCCCUGUGCAUGGCUCGCUGAUGGUGGAGCCCACCGAGUCCGAGGACAAGCAGAUGCUCGACCGCUUCUGCGACGCGCUGAUCAUGAUCCGCAAGGAGAUCCAGGACAUUGCCGACGGCAAGCUCGACAAGGACGACAACCCGCUGAAGAACGCGCCGCACACCGCGCAGGACGUGAUCUCGGACAAGUGGAACCACAAGUACUCGCGCGAGCUGGCCGCGUAUCCCACGCCCGAGACCAGAGAGAACAAAUACUGGCCGACGUGCGGACAGGUGGACAACACCUGGGGCGACCGCAAGCUGCUCUUCACGGUGGACAGCUACAAGAACUAAUCAACCAACCAACCAACCGCUUCCUUCCUGUUGUUGUAUUGUUGUU
This is a messenger RNA of Blastocystis hominis, 2947 nucleotides long. RefSeq names its product Glycine dehydrogenase. The coding region runs from base 1 to 2901 and encodes 966 amino acids. Gene Ontology annotation, cellular component: glycine cleavage complex; mitochondrion. The record is from RefSeq and is a predicted model, not a curated record. NCBI's taxonomy places the organism in Eukaryota, Bigyra, Opalinata, Blastocystidae. The transcript has 3 exons. Gene Ontology annotation, molecular function: glycine dehydrogenase (decarboxylating) activity; glycine binding; pyridoxal phosphate binding. Gene Ontology annotation, biological process: glycine decarboxylation via glycine cleavage system.